UCCAUGCCCCACAUCUUUUGCCUUUCAAAUAUUCCCUCCUCAUAUACAAAUAAAUGCCACCUAUUGAUUCUUCUCUCAUACUGUCGACUAUUUCCAUCUCUUGGUGUCUCUUCUCCUCUCUCUCUCUCUCUCUCCAAUGGUUCCAGAGUUAGAGAAACCAAGAGUUACAGAGAUACAAGUCCGAAUGGACUGUAACGGGUGUGUGCAGAAGAUCAAGAAGGCAUUGCACGGUGUAAAUGGUAUAUAUGAUCUCUACAUUGACGUUCCCCAACAGAAGUUGACAAUAAUUGGAUGGGCAGAUCCUGAAAAAAUAGUUAAAGCAAUUAGGAAAACUAGAAAGAUUGCCACUAUAUGUUCCCAUACCGAGCCAUCAGACCAACCAGCAGAAGCACCCCAACAGCCACCUGAAGGCGGUACACCACCACCAGCUGCUGAAGCAGCUAAUCCUCCUCCAGCAGAAGCUCCACCAGCUGAAGCAGUUCCGCCAGCAGAGCCACCGAAAGACCCACCACCGCCUGAGAAUCCACCACCUGAGGAGAAACCAUCACCAUCACCUGUUGCUGCAGAAGUAAAUGGAAACCAGCCUGCACAAGCACCUGGACCAAAAGAUGUGGGAGAAGUUCAUGUCAUAUAUCAUCAUCCACCUGAUUAUGGGUACAGAUAUGGCUAUGGUCAUAGCUAUGGUGGUCAAUGUGGCAGAUACCCUAACGUCUAUGGACUUCCAACAGAACCUAGAUACGCUAAUAGCCAUGGACCUCCACCCGAACCUAGAUAUCCUACUGGCCAUGGACUUCCACCAGAGCCACCACAGCCCAUCUAUGUGAGUCACAGCUACAACACAUACAGGCCAUCUCCAUAUGUCACUGAAUAUGAGUAUGUCAGGUCUCCCCCACACCAAACAAUUUACAAUAGGAUGGACCAUUAUAAUGAAGAUUAUCAUGAGAAUACUCGCAAUGGAAACAUCACAUCCAUCUUCAGUGAUGAAAACCCAAAUGCAUGUAGAAUAGCGUGAAAGGUUCACAAAGAUUGCCAAGAGGAACGAGGCACUUUGUUAUGCCUCUGGAAAAGAGAAAACAUGAUCAAGAAUAAUCAGAAAAAAAUAAUAGAAUCUGGUCACAGUAUUAUUUCCUAAUAAGCAUGUGAAAAUGUUUGAGGGAAGAAUGAGAUUCCAAGAUUGUUAGUGCGGGAAGAAUUGAUUCCACAUUGCACUUUAGAAGAAGGUUGAUAAUACAUACUACCUGCUAUGCAAUUCUUGUAGAAAAAUCAUAUAAAAGAAUUAAUUAUAUUCUAAAACCAUGCUUUCUCAGCCUUCCAUUUUUGACAAACACCGUCUCCUGUAUU
This is a messenger RNA of Jatropha curcas, 1341 nucleotides long. RefSeq lists its product as uncharacterized. The record is from RefSeq and is a predicted model, not a curated record. NCBI's taxonomy places the organism in Eukaryota, Viridiplantae, Streptophyta, Magnoliopsida, Malpighiales, Euphorbiaceae. Gene Ontology annotation, molecular function: metal ion binding.